This is a messenger RNA of Saitoella complicata NRRL Y-17804, 750 nucleotides long. RefSeq lists its product as uncharacterized. The transcript has a single exon. NCBI's taxonomy places the organism in Eukaryota, Fungi, Ascomycota, Saitoellomycetes, Saitoellales, Saitoellaceae. The record is from RefSeq and is a predicted model, not a curated record. Bases 1 to 750 code for a protein of 249 amino acids.
AUGUAUCGCGUACGGCCUGAUACCAGUAAAAGGCUACCGAAUGGAUUGGAGGAAGGGGUUGCGGAUAUCACCUCCAGAACGUCCUGGAGGAUUCCAAAAGGCUUCAGAGGAGGACGGGGAUUGGCAGAAGAUGGGUUUCAGAAGCUUGAUCCGGCAUAUAUGUCGCUUGGUGACUCUUCAUCCUUGGCAAACGUGGCGAACUCGUUACAAUCUUUGUACGUGACCAAGUUAGUGUCGCUCCCGCGGAACCGGUAUAACUGGUUGACGGAAGAAUACUUCACGGAGGGCAUGAGAAGUUUACGCCAUCACUUGGGCGAUCAGACCAGGUAUGAGGUGCGUAUUCAGGAUCGUGUGCCCGCGGGUGAUCAGGAUCAGCCGGUUCGUGGAAGGGUUGAUGCAAUCGAUUACAAUACCGUGUUUGAGUUGAAGUGGACGGACACAUUGCGUACGGAGCAUGUCUUACAACUAGCGACCUACGCUUUGCUCGAUACAAAGGGGAAGCCAGGUCGGAAGUAUAAACUCUUGCACGUUCCGACAGGCCAACUUAUCGAAAUUAAACCACUUGCAGAGCACAAAGGCAAGGAAAAGUUCCUUAAAGUUGUGCAGGAGGUUUUGAAGCAGAAGUUGCGCGUCAGGGAUAAUGGUCUGGGCUUCACAGAUGAGCAGUUUGUGAAGGAGCUCAAGCAGCGGUUCCCCGGGGGUGACGGGGAGAGGUACGUUUCCGAGGUUUUUGGAUACGAGGCAGAGUAG